Messenger RNA from Letharia lupina, 1752 nucleotides. RefSeq lists its product as uncharacterized. Gene Ontology annotation, biological process: tRNA wobble base 5-methoxycarbonylmethyl-2-thiouridinylation. NCBI's taxonomy places the organism in Eukaryota, Fungi, Ascomycota, Lecanoromycetes, Lecanorales, Parmeliaceae. The transcript has 2 exons. Gene Ontology annotation, cellular component: cytoplasm; elongator holoenzyme complex; nucleus. Gene Ontology annotation, molecular function: iron-sulfur cluster binding; acyltransferase activity, transferring groups other than amino-acyl groups. The record is from RefSeq and is a predicted model, not a curated record. Bases 1 to 1752 code for a protein of 583 amino acids.
AUGCCCACAGAGACUAUGACCGCUCCGGCGGUAACCAAGGUCAAGCUAUCCAAAAAUGAGAAGCUACCGCCAGAAAACGAGCGGUACAUGCGGGCGUGCUCCGACAUUGCUAGUGCUUUGAUACAAGAUCAUGAAGCCCAGCAAGAUGACACGGCUCCAAAGAAAGACCUCAAUUUAAACAGUCUGAGAGGUCAAAUGGCAAAGAAACAUAGGUUAAGCAACCAGCCUCCAUUAACAGCUAUAAUUGCAGCUGUGCCCGAACAUUACAAGAAAUACAUUCUUCCAAAGCUGAUCGCGAAGCCAAUACGGACGUCGUCUGGUAUUGCAGUUGUGGCAGUCAUGUGCAAGCCCCAUCGUUGUCCACACAUUGCUUAUACUGGCAAUAUCUGCGUCUACUGUCCUGGUGGUCCUGAUUCCGAUUUUGAGUACUCCACACAGUCAUAUACUGGCUACGAGCCAACGUCAAUGCGGGCAAUACGAGCUCGCUAUGAUCCAUUUGAGCAGGCUCGUGGCCGAGUGGAUCAGAUCAAGUCACUAGGGCACAGUGUGGACAAGGUCGAGUACAUAAUAAUGGGAGGUACUUUCAUGUCAUUACCGGAGGAUUACCGAGACGAAUUCAUAUCACAAUUGCACAAUGCACUGAGUGGGUAUCAAGGGAGUAAUGUGGAUGAAGCCGUGGAAGCUGGAGAAAUGAGCAACAUCAAGUGUGUUGGAAUUACGAUUGAGACCAGGCCUGAUUACUGUUUGGACCCGCAUCUGAGCAGUAUGCUUCGGUACGGGUGCACACGGCUGGAGAUUGGUGUUCAAUCACUCUAUGAGGACGUUGCGAGAGAUACCAACAGAGGCCACACUGUUGCAUCGGUAGCAGAGACAUUCAAGUUGGCAAAGGAUGCAGGUUUCAAAAUCGUCAGCCAUAUGAUGCCUGAUUUGCCAAAUGUGGGUAUGGAGCGGGACCUUGAUCAAUUCCGAGAAUACUUCGAGAACCCAGACUUCCGUACCGACGGUCUCAAGAUAUACCCGACCUUGGUAAUUCGGGGCACCGGACUGUACGAGCUAUGGCGGACAGGAAGAUACAAGAACUACACCCCUAACGCACUAAUAGACCUGGUAGCUAGGAUUCUAGCCCUCGUACCCCCAUGGACCCGAAUAUACCGAGUCCAGCGAGACAUUCCAAUGCCCUUGGUAACGUCUGGUGUCGAGAAUGGGAAUCUUCGAGAACUCGCAUUGAGUCGCAUGAAGGACUUUGGCACUACCUGCCGAGACGUCCGAACACGCGAGGUAGGCAUCAACGAGGUCAAGAACAAGAUUCGCCCUUCUCAGGUCGAGCUAGUACGAAGAGACUACGCUGCCAACGGAGGUUGGGAGACAUUCCUAGCUUAUGAGGAUCCGAAGCAAGAUAUUUUGAUUGCACUGCUACGACUGCGAAAGUGCAGUAGCACGCAUACGUUCCGACGGGAACUGAAAUCUCAACCUACCAGUCUGGUAAGGGAGCUGCAUGUGUACGGCUUGGCGGUGCCAGUGCAUUCGAGAGAUCCUAGGAAGUUCCAGCAUCAAGGAUACGGAACUUUACUGAUGGAGGAGGCAGAAAGGAUUGCGAGAGACGAGCACGGGAGUCAAAAGAUCAGUGUAAUUUCUGGCGUUGGUGUACGAUCUUACUACGGGAAGCUCGGAUAUACCCUUGAUGGACCAUAUAUGAGUAAGAUCCUUGGAGGCGGGAUGCAAGAGGACGACAGCAAUGAUGACAAUGAUUGA